Messenger RNA from Suncus etruscus (white-toothed pygmy shrew), 1412 nucleotides. It is a transcript of the gene RNASET2, whose product is annotated as ribonuclease T2. Gene Ontology annotation, cellular component: extracellular region. Gene Ontology annotation, molecular function: RNA binding; ribonuclease T2 activity. The coding region runs from base 1 to 1245 and encodes 414 amino acids. NCBI's taxonomy places the organism in Eukaryota, Metazoa, Chordata, Mammalia, Eulipotyphla, Soricidae. The transcript is spliced from 10 exons. The record is from RefSeq and is a predicted model, not a curated record. Gene Ontology annotation, biological process: RNA catabolic process.
AUGCACCCAGCGCGCUCUUUCCAGCGUCCUUCUAACCCGGGGCCCGGAGCACUCAGCACUGCCCAGCGCACCGGCCGGCGCUGGGUCGGCCGAGGGUCCCGUGCGGGGUCUCGGGCAGCGAGUGCGUGCAGACGGGGCGGAAGCGAGGCCUCCGGCCGGGGCCGGGCCGGAACGGGCGUGCGGGGCGGAGCGGGGCGAGGCUUCGGGACCUGGGCCGCCCGGAGAGCCGCCAACCGGGGCAAGGCCGAGGGGGAGGCGUGGGGGCGCGUCCCGCCCGAGCGUGUCCCGUCCGACCGAGGGCCCUUCCUGGGCGGCGCGUCCCUCGGGGCCGCCUCCCUGCGCGGGGCCUCGUCCUCCGGGGCGUGCCGUCCGAGCCCCGCGUCCUGCGAGAGUGCCCCUCCGGGGCGUGUCCUGCGGGCGUGUCCUCCCAGGUCGGCGGCUCCCCGAGUCGGAAACGCGCUGGACGCUCGGCUCGGCACCGGCGGGUUCCGGGCGCACGUGGAUCGGUUCCGCACCACCAUGGGGACCCUGGCUCAGCGCGCGCUUCUGGGCGCCCUUGGCCUGGCGCUGGGCGGCCUGUGCUGCGCACUUGACUUGUGGAGCAGUGGCCCCCACGAAUGGAAGAAGCUGAUCAUGGUACACCACUGGCCAGUGACAGUGUGCAAGGAAGCCGGGAAGGAAUGUCGGAAUCCUCCCAACUACUGGACAAUCCACGGGCUCUGGCCCGACAAAGCUGAAGCCUGCAACCGCUCCUGGCACUUCCGCUACGAUGAGAUCAAGGACCUUCUGCCAAACCUGACCAGCUAUUGGCCAGAUGUGACCCAUUCUUCUCCAAAUGGCAGUCAUUUCUGGAAGCACGAGUGGGAGAAACAUGGGACCUGUGCAGCCCAGCUGGAUGUCCUGGACUCGGAGAAGAAAUACUUUGGCAAGAGCCUGGAGCUGUACCAGUUUCUGUCACUCAACAGCGUGUUCCAGAAGCUGGGGAUAAAGCCAUCCACCAAUUACUACCAGGUUUCGGACAUUAAGGACGCCCUGGCCAGCGUGUACGGAGUCGUGCCAAAGGUCCAGUGUCUCCCGCCUAAUCAGGAACUGGACAUUCAGGCCCUGGGGCAGAUCGAGCUCUGUUUCACCAAGGACUUGAAACUGCGCAACUGCUCAGAUCCCGGGGUGUCCAAAGGUGUGGUGGCUAAGAGUGGGGGCCUGCAGGUCUGUGCAGAUGGACCUGCUUUCUACCCCCCGCCCUGAGCCCCAGUCUGCAGCUCUCAGGAAGAACCCCAAGGCUCCUUUUUCUGGUUGCUCACUGGAACUUUCCCCCUUGCCGACACUAGCCUGGCUCCAGCUCAGCUGUCUGGUCUGUAGGGGUCUCUCUGCAAUGGCUGCUCUGGGUUUGGAAUAAAGCCUGUGAGUUCUUU